This is a messenger RNA of Naegleria lovaniensis, 1239 nucleotides long. RefSeq lists its product as uncharacterized. The record is from RefSeq and is a predicted model, not a curated record. The transcript has 2 exons. Lineage: Eukaryota; Heterolobosea; Eutetramitea; Acrasida; Naegleriidae. The coding region runs from base 1 to 1239 and encodes 412 amino acids. Gene Ontology annotation, molecular function: protein binding.
AUGCUUUCAUCCUUUACUCGUGUCGACGAAGCCUUUGAAGAUUUCAAACGCGUUGAAAAUGGUGGCUUUCCACCUUCGGAUCAAGUCCAUGAAGAUGUUUCUCCUUCUCCACUCGUUCUCUUGAAAACUCAAGAUUAUUAUGAUGAGUAUGAAUUUGGCAUUGAAACCAAAGAAAGUCUCCAUGCGGAUCAGAAACCACUGACGCCUGUGGAAUUAUGGGCCUCCGAUGUCAUUGAUUGCAGUUCGUAUUGGGAUGGAAGUGGUAUGGGAGGAGGAAAUGGAGUGAAUCAAACUGUAUCGUAUGGACCUCGCAAUGUGAUUGGUCCUUCUACAAUUUAUCCAAUGGCAGGUUCGAAUGGAUCUGCUUGGUGUCCCAAUAACACGAGCGGGCCAGAGUUCAUUACGCUCAAAUAUGAACAGGCGAUUCAAAUUCAAAAAGUUCAUGUCUAUGAAACGUCAUGUCCUGGAGCGACUUGUAAAAUUUCUGCCAAACGAUUGAGUGAUGGAGAAUGGGUGGUAUUGUAUAGUGGAGCAUCUGUUACGAAUACUGGUGUGAGAGAUUUUGCACCUGAUUUGGCUGUGACGGAUGUGGUUUCGGAUACGAUUCGACUUGAUUUGAAUAUGCCAGGACAAUGGACUGAAAUUGAUGCAGUGAAAAUUAUUGGACUUGGAAAUGGCUCCGUUGAGAUUCCACCUCCACUUUCUCCACUUUGCGUGCUUUAUAAGAAGCUCCUCAUGGAUGGCAUGUACACCGAUGUGGUUUUAUACCAUCAAGAAUCGAGAAGAGAAAUCAAAGCUUUGAGAGCCAUUCUCGCUCAACGAUCUCCGUUUUUAAGAAAACUCAUUGAAUCUGCUACAGAAUCUCACCAAAAUAUUGUGACUGUGAGUUCACCCUUCCGUUAUUCAGUCUUAAUGGGUGCUAUUGAUUUUAUUUAUUCAAAUCAUGCCAACUUGAAAGCAUGUCACGUCGUGGAAACAUAUGUCCUCUCCUCAGAAUGGGGUAUUCCAGAACUUGCUGAAUUUUGUGUGAAACGAUUCAAGGGAGUUGUGAAUGUGGAAAAUGUGAUCAUGUUCUAUCGAGAAGCCAAACACCAUAAUUGUACUUUAAUUCUCGAUGCAUGCUUUGAUUUCAUUGUCCAGAAUUAUAAGAAGGUAUUUUUACAAGACGAUCUUCAUACCCUUACCAAGCAAGAUUUACUUAUUAUUUGCAGAAAACUUGCAAAGAAUGGUCUUCAUUAG